This is a messenger RNA of Sinocyclocheilus anshuiensis, 2136 nucleotides long. RefSeq names its product chondroitin sulfate N-acetylgalactosaminyltransferase 2-like. The transcript has 8 exons. The coding region runs from base 365 to 1987 and encodes 540 amino acids. Gene Ontology annotation, cellular component: Golgi cisterna membrane. Gene Ontology annotation, molecular function: glucuronosyl-N-acetylgalactosaminyl-proteoglycan 4-beta-N-acetylgalactosaminyltransferase activity. Lineage: Eukaryota; Metazoa; Chordata; Actinopteri; Cypriniformes; Cyprinidae. The record is from RefSeq and is a predicted model, not a curated record.
CGUUCUGUUCACACAUGUAUUAUGCUCGGUAUUCUAUUGAACAGUUGCAUAAAGAAGCGGUUGCCGAAAGCCUCAUACAGUCACAACAACCGAGAUGAGUUAUUUCUCUUAGAAGAGGAAUAUUGUGCAAGCAGGAUGACAGGUCGUCGACGGUAUAUUCACACAUCUCUGAGGAAUCUGAGCAUGUUCCGUGUGCUGUAGAGUGAGAGGAGCAUGAUUACAAGAGAAAUGUGACACAACCGCGCUCCCUCCGCUUCACUUGGGAAUGGAUUAAUGUAAAAGACUUAAUCCUUCCUAAAGGUUACAUCUUGUCAGGGUGGGAAUGCAAAACGGUGGCUGGUAAAGAGCACCCUGCCUCUCAGAUAUGUCCAGGCGGGGGCUUCCUCUGCAGGGGCGGGCGCGCUGGCUUGUCCUGGGGAUAUUUUUGCUUUUGGUACUGCUGCUGUUUGCUUACCUGCUGGAGUGCACGCCGCCUGCGGAUGUAAGCCAGGUGCUGCCUGGCCUGGGAGGAGAUCCGUAUGGAAAGGAGUAUUACCAGGCCCUCCUGCAGGAGCAGGAAGAGCGGCAUAUCAGCCGAGCGGCCAGCCUCAAGAGACAGAUCGCGCAGCUCAAACAAGAACUCCAAGAGAUGAGCGAGAAACUGAGGGUAUUUCAAGAAAAAAGGGAGGGUCCCGGACCGCAGAGCCUGAUUGAUGGCAGAGAUCAAGAGCCUGGUGACCUCUUGGAGUACUUGCACUCACAAAUCGACAAGGCAGAGGUGAACACGGGAGCGAGGCUGCCGAGCGAGUAUGCACUGGUGCCCUUCGAGAGCUUCACCACCACAAAAGUGUACCAGCUGGAAAUGGGCCUGACGCGCCAUCCUGAGGAGAAGCCUGUGCGGAAGGACAGGAGGGAUGAGCUGGUGGAGGUGAUAGAAGCAGGUUUGGAUAUUAUUAAUAACCCAGAGGAAGGUGACGGACAGGAGGACAACAUCCCCAUGCAGAGGCAGACGUUCACUGAAAGCCAUUUUUUUGAAGGACUCUACAGGACCGAGCGGGACAAAGGCACGCUGUAUGAGCUCUACUUCGCUAAAGAGAAUUCCCACGAGUACCGUCACGUCACCCUCUUUCGUCCGUUCGGGCCCCUCAUGAAAGUGAGGAGCACGUCUGUAGACACCGCCAGCACCGUCAUUAACAUCAUAGUGCCGCUGUCAGGCCGCACUGAAGCCUUUGUUCAGUUCUUGCACAACUUCAGGGAGGUUUGUAUACAGCAGGACAAGCGGGUGCAUCUCACAGUGGUGUAUUUUGGGCAGACGGGCUUGCAGGAGGUGAAGGCAUCUCUGAGGAAAAUGUCCAGUGAGGAAAACUUCAGUAACUACACUCUGAUCCCUGUGGAUGAGGAGUUUUCGCGUGGCCGUGGUCUGGACAUUGGAGCUCACACGUGGGAGAAGGGGGAUGAUGUGUUGAUGUUCUUCUGUGAUGUUGACAUCUACUUCACACUGGAAUUUCUUAGCACCUGUCGUCUCAAUACAGCUCCAGGAAAACGAGUUUUCUACCCGGUGGUUUUCAGUUUGUACAAUCCAUCUAUAGUUUACGGAAAUCUUGAGUUUCCGCCCCCCAUUGAGAAUCUGCUGAUUCAUAAAAAAGAUGCCGGAUUCUGGAGGGAUUUUGGAUUUGGCAUGACUUGUCAGUAUCGCUCUGACUUCCUCAGCAUUGGAGGAUUUGAUCUGGAAGUGAAAGGCUGGGGUGUAGAAGAUGUGCACUUGUACAGGAAGUAUCUACGGAGUGAUCAGAUUGUGAUCCGCACGCCUGUAUCAGGCCUCUUCCACCUGUGGCAUGAGAAGCUCUGCGCAGAUGAACUGACCCCAGAACAGUACCGCAUGUGCAUCCAGUCCAAGGCCAUGAAUGAGGCAUCACACUCUCACCUGGGCAUGCUGGUGUUCAGGGAGGAGAUCGAGACUCACCUUCAAAAGCAGGCCUACAAAACCCAGAGCAGACCAGUAGAAUGAAUUGACUACAGAAUCAACAAUACAGAGCACAACUUUGUUGACAUAGCAAUGAAGAAAUGGGUCAAACAAACAUUUUUGGUAUUAUUUGAACUAAGUCCACUCUAAAUAAUAAUCUAUGGAUUACUGAAGACCUUAUGACAGCAAAAAAA